Messenger RNA from Topomyia yanbarensis, 3212 nucleotides. RefSeq names its product DNA topoisomerase 3-alpha-like. The coding region runs from base 122 to 3127 and encodes 1001 amino acids. Gene Ontology annotation, biological process: DNA topological change. Gene Ontology annotation, molecular function: zinc ion binding; DNA topoisomerase type I (single strand cut, ATP-independent) activity; DNA binding. The record is from RefSeq and is a predicted model, not a curated record. The transcript has 4 exons. Gene Ontology annotation, cellular component: nucleus; chromosome. NCBI's taxonomy places the organism in Eukaryota, Metazoa, Arthropoda, Insecta, Diptera, Culicidae.
CUGUCAGUUUCAUUCAUAUGCAUUUUGUGGAGAUUGUUUUGUGUCGCGUUCUGAUUUGAUUUUCCUUUGUAUUAAUUUAAAGUUCAGGUAUUAUUUAUAUUGUUAUUGAGUCAAAACGUGAAUGUUCCGAGGGAUUUUCUUCAGCACGAUAAGAAGAUUAUACUGUAACGUUGAAAACAGGAAUGUUGCAAUGAAGUAUCUCAACGUUGCUGAAAAAAACGAUGCCUCCAAAAAUAUUGCUAAUUUAUUGUCGCGAGGGACAGCACAACGGCGUGAAGGAUUUUCCCCGUAUAAUAAAAUCUACGAGUUCGACUACACAAUUAGAGGCCAGCGAGUACAAAUGGUGAUGACUUCCGUUUCCGGCCAUUUAUUAAACUUUGAAUUUUUGGCAUCGUUCCGAGGUUGGCACAGUUGCAAUCCGGAACAACUCUUUGAAGCUCCAGUUCGAAAAGGCUGCCCGGAGAAUGCGCAAAAAAUAAAGAAGACCCUGGAACGCGAGAUUCGUGGAUGCCAUGCACUGGUUAUAUGGACUGAUUGUGACCGGGAGGGAGAGAACAUCGGUUUUGAAAUCAUCGAGGUUUGUCGAGCAAUUAAACCACAAAUUCGAGUACUGCGAGCGAAAUUCUCAGAAAUUACAACACCUUCAGUGACACGAGCAAUAGAAAAUCUUGCUGAACCGGACGAACGACAAAGCGAGGCAGUUAAUGUGAGGAGCGAAUUAGACCUACGAAUAGGAGCUGCUUUCACACGAUUUCAAACCAUGCGGCUGCAAAAUGUUUUCCCGGAGAAAAUAGUCAACAAUCUGGUUUCGUAUGGAAGCUGUCAGAUUCCAACGUUAGGAUUUGUUGCGCAACGGUAUAAGGAGAUUGAAAGGUUUAUUCCACAAGCUUUUUGGAAAAUCCGAUUGAACCAUACUAUUAAUGACCUUACGGUAGAGUUCAAUUGGGCAAGGAAUCGACUCUUUGAUAAACAGUGCUGUGAAGCAUACUUGAUGCUCUGCCAGUCGGAGCCGCUUGUAAAAAUCGUCAGUGUUACAAACAAACCGAAAAGUAAAUGGCGACCUACUCCAAUGGAUACGAUCGAAUUGGAGAAGUUGGGCUCUAGAAAACUUAAGAUCAACGCCAAACAGACAAUGACGAUUGCAGAGAAGCUUUACACACAAGGUAUCAUAAGUUACCCACGUACGGAGACGAAUAUGUUUACCAACGACAUACAACUGGGCCCAUUGGUGGAGAUGCAAGCAAACCAUCCGAACUGGGGACCUUUCGCCCAAAAAGUACUUCAAUGGGGACCAAACCCACGUAACGGAAAAAAGUCCGAUCAAGCGCAUCCACCGAUUCAUCCUACCAAGUUCGUAACGAAUCUGGGCGGAGAUGAGCAAAAAGUGUAUGAGCUGAUUGUGCGACACUUUCUGGCAUGCGUAAGUAAGGAUGCUGUUGGUGCAGAAACGAUAGUUAAUGCCGUGCUUGCAGAGGAAGAGUUUACCGCAUCCGGGUUAUGCAUUCUUGAACGGAACUAUCUGGAAGUUUAUCCAUACGAUCGAUGGAAUUCGAAGGAAAUUCACGCUUAUCAGAUAGGCAACACAUUUGAACCGACGGAUUUAGAUCUUCACGAAGGGUCUACGACUGCACCGAACAUGUUGACCGAGGCGGAUUUAAUUGCAUUGAUGGAGAAACACGGGAUCGGUACUGAUGCUACUCAUGCGGAACACAUAAACACGAUCAAAGAGCGUGGUUACAUCGGAGAAGCGGAUAGAGGCUUUCUCGUCCCAGGAACGCUUGGGAUGGGAUUGGUCGAGGGUUAUGAAUCGAUGGAACUCCCUCUUGCGCAACCAGAACUUCGAGCUGGGCUCGAAGCAGAUCUGAAACUAAUCUGCGAGGGAAGAAAAGAUCCCAAAAUUGUACUGGAAGAGCAGAUUCAAAAGUAUAAAGAAGCGUACAGAGUUAUCACCGAAAAGGCGAGAGCCCUUGAUCUAGCGAUGGGUCAGCGACUCAACCAUGCUCCGAGAGAUGCUCCCACGAAUCAAUUCAGCUCUCGAGGAACUGCUUCCAUUCAGGAAGUUUGUAAAUGCCCUAAAUGUGGCGAAAUGAUGUGUCUGAAAACGAAAAGGGAUGGCAACGGAUACUAUUUAGGUUGCCUCGGCUUUCCCGACUGUAAAAAUAGUGUUUGGUUUGAUGAGAAUAUAAAAGAAGCUUCUGGAACGGAAGAGAUUUGCCCGAAAUGCGGUGGGUUUAACAAAAAGAUGGGAAUUAAAUUCAAGCAUGCUCGCUUCUACGGGUUUCUUAAUCACGUGAAUGAUCAGUCUUACAAAACCUGUAUCGUAUGCGACGAUAAGUUCCGUGAUAUUUUAGGAAUCGACACCAGCUUAGUGAAGCAAUUCCGAGCAAAUGGCAUUCGCGCAGAUGUAGCAAUUCCUCCUCGCGGAGUAGCUCCUAGCAAUCCUGCUUACCCACGAGCUACGAACAAUGCCAAUCGAUCGACUCAGAAUCUUCCGAGCAACCGAUCUAGCGGUUACGGUACCGGUAGUAGUAAUUGGGGAUCCUACAAUAACGACGAUGAUGAUGAUCGACGAGGCGGGGGAGGUGGAGCAAUUGCAUCCGGGCGAACAAAUGUCACCGCGAGUAGCGGUUGGGGAAGUAGCUGGAACACUUCAGCGAAUCCGAACACAUUGAAUGCCUCCAACAUAACACGAACCAGAAACCCGCCACCACAGCCAGCACGAUCGAGUGACGAACAAGUUAUGUGUCGUUGUCCUCUGCCAGCCAAGGAAUUUACAGUUAAAAAAGAAGGCCCUAACAAGGGACGCCCGUUCUUUACUUGUUCAAAACCACAAAAUGAGCAGUGUGGCUUCUUUCAAUGGGCUGACGAAAAUACCGCUCCGCAAACUGCAUCGGGAUCCUCGUGGGGCACUCAACCUAGACCACCCCCAAGUGGGAAUAGUUCUUUUGUUGGAAAUUCGUCCGAAUGGGGAAGGUCGAAUGUUAACAAUAAUGGUGGCCGAGGAGGAAAGAGCACAAAUAACCAAGGAGCAGGAGACCGAACUAAAGCAACAAGGAAGUGUGGAUUCUGCCGACAGGAGGGUCACACAAAAGCAAAGUGUCCUCAGCGAGAAAGUAUGGACUAUUGAUGUGCGUUGGUCAGCAACCUGUUAUACUUUAUAUUUAGCUGAGGUUAUGCUGUUAUACUACUUGUACAUAAAAAGUACUACUAGA